AUGGGCGCGGUCUUUUACACUGCUCUUGCCAGAGCUCCAGGUGGACAAAACUCAUCCUGCAGCACAAACUCCACUAGCUGUGAUCUGAUGGAACUGGGAUGUGGCCAGAUAUACAACAUAACUGUGACAGCAUCAAACGGUCAAUGUAGCAGUAAUCAGAGCACCACCCUACAGGCCACAUCAGAGCCCUGUCCUCCUUUGCGUGUUAAUUCCAGCUUGAACUGCCAAGCCAACUGUGCACAGGUACAGUGGGAUCCUAAUGGUGGGGCAGAGUCUUAUGAAGUCCAGGCUCUUGAUAUCCAAGGGUACAUGACAGGAUGCAACACCACUGGAACUUUCUGUAAUGUGUCCAAUUUGCUGUGUGGCAAUAUGUACAGCAUUAGCGUGAUUGCUAUUAGCAACAAGUGCCGUGUGAGAGGAAACCCAGUCACACAACUGCAUUCAGUGCCAUGUGUCCCUGUCUCCCUGAACACCACUUUGGACUGUGUGUCUGGGGCUGUCACUGUGACCUGGCAGCCCAGCAGUGGAGCCACAUCCUACAGAACACUUGCUCAGGGAAGUGGAGGCUAUCCAUCAUCAUGCAACACCAACAGCACUGCAUGUGUGUUCACCGGGCUGCUGUGCGGACUGACCUAUAGCUUCAUUGUCUCAGCUUCUGACAGCAUAUGCACCAGCGCGUACAGCAGCAGUGUUCAGCUGAACACAGAGUAUGAUCAUGUGCUUCUAAAUCAUCAGAAUGCCCCCAAAAUUGAGUAA
Molecule: messenger RNA, 756 nt
Organism: Neoarius graeffei (lesser salmon catfish)
Lineage: Eukaryota; Metazoa; Chordata; Actinopteri; Siluriformes; Ariidae
Product: fibronectin type III domain-containing protein 7-like
Exons: 4
Coding region: 1-756 (251 amino acids)
Molecular function (GO): protein binding
Source: RefSeq, a predicted model, not a curated record